UGCCCAGGCAGGGUCUCUCUUCUCUUGCUCCCAUCCCCGUCCAGUUUCUGGGCUGCGGGCGCCUCGAGCCCCGCCCACUUGGCUGGAGCCUCGCGCCGGCUCUGCUGCUCUCCCUUCGGCUUCCCGUCUCGCGCCGGCGGCUCCGGCGAGCCGGGAAGGUCAAGCGCAAUAUUGCAUAGAUUUGCAAAAAAAAAAAAAGACAAGCAGCGCAAGCGGGGCCAGAGCGGACAGCAGGGCGCAAAGGGCGGGAAGUAGGGCAUCUGUGUGGCUUCCUAACGGGGUGAUCCUGCCUGCUGAAAAUUGGACAACAUGGCAAGUUUUAUUCUACGUACAGUUUCGACAAGCUGCUCCAGUCCCCUUUUCAACAGUGCGCUGUCUCACAAGGUGAAGACUGUGAAGACACCAUGCCUACGAGCAUUCCGCGUGCACCAGGUGCUCUGGUGCCAGGCUCCUGUCAAGCCAGGUAUCCCAUAUAAGCAGCUGACUGUGGGUGUUCCCAAGGAGAUAUUUCAGAAUGAGAAGAGAGUUGCCUUGUCACCAGCAGGAGUUCAAGCCCUGGUUAAACAAGGGUUUAACGUUGUUGUGGAGUCGACUGCAGGAGAAGCUUCCAAAUUCUCUGAUGACCAUUACAGAGAGGCAGGGGCACAGAUCCAAGGGACGAAGGAAGUCUUGGCUUCUGAUUUAGUCGUCAAAGUGAGAGCUCCUAUGUUGAAUCCAGCUCUUGGCAUGCACGAGGCAGAUCUCUUUAAGUCGUCUGGUACCCUAAUCAGUUUUAUCUACCCAGCUCAAAACCCAGACCUCCUGAACAAACUGUCAGAAAGAAGAACCACUGUCUUGGCUAUGGAUCAGGUCCCUCGCGUGACCAUUGCUCAAGGAUAUGAUGCUCUCAGCUCCAUGGCCAACAUUGCUGGCUAUAAGGCAGUUGUGUUGGCAGCAAAUCACUUUGGUCGUUUUUUUACGGGUCAGAUCACGGCAGCUGGCAAAGUCCCUCCAGCUAAGGUUCUGAUCAUUGGUGGUGGAGUCGCAGGCUUAGCAUCUGCAGGAGCAGCUAAAUCAAUGGGAGCUGUGGUUCGUGGGUUUGAUACCAGAGCUGCAGCAUUGGAACAGUUCAAAUCUCUAGGUGCGGAGCCUUUGGAGGUUGACCUGAAAGAAUCUGGGGAAGGGCAGGGAGGCUAUGCAAAAGAGAUGUCUAAAGAGUUCAUUGAAGCCGAGAUGAAACUCUUCGCAAAACAGUGCCAAGAUGUCGACAUUAUCAUCACGACAGCUCUCAUUCCUGGUAAAAAAGCUCCAAUCCUCUUUCGGAAAGAUAUGAUUGAAUUGAUGAAGGAAGGCUCAGUUGUUGUAGACCUAGCUGCUGAAGCUGGGGGAAACAUUGAAACUACAAAGCCAGGAGAACUCUAUAUUCACAAGGGAAUUACACACAUAGGUUAUACGGACCUUCCCAGCAGAAUGGCCACCCAAGCCAGCACAUUGUAUUCCAAUAACAUCACCAAGCUCCUGAAGGCCAUCAGCCCAGACAAGGAGAAGUUCUUCCUUGACAUAAAGGAUGAAUUUGACUAUGGUACUCUGGACCAUGUUGUAAGAGGAACAGUGGUAAUGAAGGAUGGAAAGGUGAUUUUUCCAGCACCACCUCCUAAGAACAUCCCUCAGGCAGCGCCUGUGAAGCAGAAGACUGUGGCAGAGCUGGAAGCAGAAAAAGCAGCCACUGUUACACCCUUCAGGAAAACAAUGACGACUGCCUCUGCGUACACAGCAGGACUCAGUACUUUGCUCGGGUUGGGUGUCGCAGCUCCAAAUUCAGCUUUCACUCAGAUGGUGACAACAUUUGGCUUGGCUGGGAUUGUUGGGUACCACACGGUGUGGGGUGUGACGCCUGCACUCCACUCGCCACUCAUGUCUGUGACGAACGCCAUCUCAGGGUUGACAGCUGUUGGUGGAUUGGCACUGAUGGGGGGACAAUAUCUCCCCAAUAAUGUGCCUCAAAGCCUUGCUGUCCUUGCUGCUUUUGUGUCCUCUAUCAACAUUGCAGGUGGUUUCCUAGUCACGCAGAGGAUGCUGGAUAUGUUCAAGCGCCCCACUGAUCCCCCCGAAUACAAUUACUUGUACCUGUUGCCUGCUGGCACUUUUAUAGGAGGAUAUGCAGCAGCUCUUCAUAGCGGGUAUAACAUUGAACAGAUGAUCUACCUGGGUUCAGGCUUGUGCUGUGUCGGUGCUCUGGCUGGCCUCUCCACCCAAGGAACAGCUCGCCUUGGCAAUGCUUUGGGCAUGAUGGGUGUUGCUGGGGGCAUGGCAGCUACUCUUGGAGGCCUAAAACCAUCCCCUGAGCUGCUGGCGCAGAUGUCGGGCGCAAUGGCUCUUGGUGGCACCAUAGGUCUGACAAUUGCUAAACGUAUCCAGAUUUCGGAUUUACCUCAGUUAGUGGCUGCUUUCCACAGCUUGGUUGGCCUGGCUGCUGUCCUCACCUGCGUUGCUGAGUACAUGAUUGAGUACCCUCACUUUGAUACCGAUGCAGCUGCAAACCUCACCAAGAUAGUGGCUUACCUUGGCACAUAUAUUGGAGGUGUAACCUUCAGCGGUUCUCUUGUCGCUUAUGGAAAGCUCCAAGGUAUCCUGAAUUCUGCCCCCCUCCUCUUACCAGGCCGGCACUUACUGAAUGCCGGCUUACUCACUGCAAGUGUGGGAGGAAUGAUUCCCUACAUGAUCGAUCCUAGUUACACAACUGGACUGACUUGUUUAGGGUCUGUGUCUGCUCUAUCCGCUGUCAUGGGUGUCACUUUAACAGCAGCCAUAGGCGGGGCUGACAUGCCCGUCGUCAUUACUGUACUGAACAGCUAUUCUGGCUGGGCACUCUGUGCUGAAGGAUUCCUGCUCAACAACAACUUGCUAACAAUUGUGGGCGCGCUUAUUGGCUCUUCUGGUGCCAUCCUGUCUUAUAUCAUGUGUGUGGCCAUGAAUCGCUCUCUUGCUAACGUGAUCCUUGGUGGAUAUGGCACUACUUCGACAGCUGGUGGGAAGCCCAUGGAAAUAACCGGCACGCAUACAGAAGUGAAUGUGGACAGCGCCAUUGACAUGAUAAAGGAAGCCAACAACAUCAUCAUCACUCCUGGUUAUGGUCUUUGUGCAGCAAAGGCUCAAUAUCCAAUUGCUGACUUAGUGAAAAUGCUGAAGGAACAAGGCAAGCAUGUCAGGUUUGGUAUUCAUCCCGUCGCCGGACGCAUGCCUGGGCAACUGAAUGUGCUACUUGCCGAAGCCGGUGUGCCAUACGACAUUGUCCUAGAAAUGGAUGAGAUCAAUGAAGACUUCCCAGAAACUGAUCUAGUCCUUGUCAUUGGAGCUAAUGACACAGUUAAUUCAGCUGCCCAGGAAGAUCCAAACUCCAUCAUUGCUGGAAUGCCUGUUCUAGAAGUUUGGAAAGCAAAGCAGGUCAUUGUUAUGAAGAGAUCUCUAGGUGUUGGCUAUGCAGCUGUGGACAAUCCAAUCUUUUACAAGCCCAACACUGCUAUGCUGCUUGGGGACGCUAAGAAGACGUGCGAUGCCCUGCAGGCCAAAGUGAGGGAGUCCUACCAGAAAUAAACACCUCUUGUUUAAAAAGCGAUCCUUUGGCCAGUAUGAACAAAAUAAUCUAAAAUGUGUUAUCUACGUCAAAAGUCGUGGGUUGUUCUUGAAACAGAGGUUCAGAAUAAAAAAAGUGUUAAGGGUGAAAAUUUAACUAACAGUAUAUAAGGGGGGGAAGGGGGAAAACCCAAAGUGAGCUCUCUUGUGGGACUGGAACACGGUUUUUUUUUAGAAUUAUUGAAUGCAGUGCAUUUCAGAGGAACACAAUGACACUCAGGAAUUUGGGGGUAAAUCUGUCCAUCUAGUGUGACAUGAGAUAUAAGGGAAGCAUUUAUACAUGCAGUGCAGCUGCUGCCUUUUUUAAAAUGGGUCAUUUGGCUUCAGUUCUUGUUUAUUGGUUCCAAGUGAACACAGAAUUCAGCUGAUUGGCUAUUUUCCAGGUCUCAGACCCCUUAGCUGGAUAUCUUAGAUUUUGGCUGGCUUCUUACUUGUGACUCUUCUAAAAAUCUAUUUUGUGCUACUUUUGAAAUGCGUUUUGAUACAUUCGCAACCGACGUGUUUUGAGAUGCUGGAAAUGGGCAGUUUCUUGCCCAACAUACUUCAGAUGCUGGGAUGGUGGUGGGGUGGAUAGUUACAAUUCUAGACCACCUGGAACACAUUUUUAAUUAAAAAAAAAUCAUGUGGGCAGCAUAGAAACCCAAUAAGCUUCAGGGAGAAAAAAUAUUCUGAUUACUGGUCUUCCCCUUUAAUUUAAUUAAGAUGACUAUUGAAACUACAAUUCAGUGGUAUCGGGGGUUAUUUGACUUCCAGUGCAGCCUUGAUUUUUAUUUAGUGCACAUGAGUGGAACUCAAAUGUUUGACUAAUAAAAUGAAUUUGUCAUGUUUGCAUAAUGAUGUAGCAACCGUCCGUGGUGACAGAGGCAAAACAAAUAGCUGUAAUUGUGUUAGGAAGCCUUAACAUCUGGGCAAGACAGACUUACUAUGAAGUGAGUUAAACUUAGCCCAACUUGACUGUUUAUAAAUCCUGGUUUUUAACAUUGUGCUUAUGGUGACCUUCUAAUUUAAUAGCAGAUGAAAAUUAUGUCUGUUUAGCUACCUCCUAUUCUUGGUUAGUUUUUUAAAAAUAAAAUAGUGAGAUUUCCAUAAGUUAAACAGCAGUAGAUAGCAGAGGACUGGAUCCAGCUAGGAUCUUCCAGACCCAGUAAACCAAUAGAAGAGGUCCUUUCUCUCAGCUUCCAUUCAUUUCAACGGGGCUUUUCUUUUUCUUUUUUAAAAAAGCACUUGAAUGGAUUGUGCAGUAUGGGUUUUUUUUUUAAAAAAAAACUUGUUAUCUUUCCUUACUCAGUGUCAUUCUGAUGCAUAAGAAUAUUUGAGCCUCAGCAUUCCAAUGCAAAGUUUGGGCAGCUAUGUUUUAGCAGGACCUGUUGGGGAUCUUGAUUGUGUUGCAGUUGUGCCAUACAUUUCUAAAGAUACAAACCUGUACACAAUCAGAGCCCCGCCCCCUACAAUAACGCAAAUGGCAAAAAGAUCCAGAACUUUGUAAAACCAUAUAAAGUAAAACAACAACAACAAUCGUGGGGGUUCAAACCACCAACCUUCUGAUCAGCAAGCCCAAGGGGCUCAGUGGUUUAGACCAGGCACCCCCAAACUUCAGCCCUCCAGAUGUUUUGGGACUACAACUCCCAUCAUCCCUAGCUAACAGGACCAGUAGUCAGGGGUGAUGGGAAUUGUAGUCUCAAAACAUCUGGAGGGCUGAGUUUGCCUAUGCCUGGGUUUAGACCACAGCGCCACCCGCGUCCCAUGUAAAACCCAUGUAUUCUCAUAGGUGCAUGCAAACAAUAAAUAACUGUACCAGUUACUACAGAAUACCAGUAAGACUCCAUUCCAGCUGGUUUCAGGCUAUGCACACAUUAGUGGCUUCCAAUGCAGCAAGGUUGUUUUCCAUUGCUACGGCACAUUAGCACUUUCUGUACACGCCAGAGAGGGAGCGUCUUCACCCAAUGCACAUUGCCCGUUUCAUUCCCCUGUGCCUGCAGCCCUCAAACUCCCAUUGAAGGAAGCUGCCACCUGAAUGGCUGUCUGAGCUGCACAAAACACAUCUUAACCACAGCUUGCGUUUUCAAAUCGGAUGGCAUCUGGUUUGAGGGAAGCACAUAAAAUAGGAGCAUUUGUCAAGAAACUACAAGAUACACAUAGAUUGUGGUUAACAUUAUGUGCACUCGGCUUUCAACAGUGGGAACGCACUGGAGCCAGCGUAAAUACGGUAAUGUGUACACAGCUGCAAUCUUCUAUCAAGUUUGCGUAACAAAGCAGUGUGUUAAUUGGUAUCGUUAUUUAUUGUAUGCUGUUUUGCAGCUAAAAGGAUUUAAUUUUAUAAGGUUCUGUGUCUUGCUAUUUGUCUUAUUGCCCUCCAUUUCUGUACAACCUACACAUUAACACAGUCAAAGAGAGGAGCAUCAUCCAUGUUAGUUUUGCAAUGCAUAGUGCUGCCUUUAAAGGCUGCAGUUUCCAACUUGCCUAAAAUGUUGUCUUUUAAUUUGAUGAUACACAAGCAGUUCGUAAAGAGGACCAGAAGUACCAAUGUUAACUUUCCUAUUGUUUGUAUUAUGGAACGUGAGAGGAUUAUUAAAAUAAAUAAAUAAAGUGAACAAAACCUCAAGUCCUUAUUGCGGUAUUUU
This is a messenger RNA of Zootoca vivipara (common lizard), 6233 nucleotides long. RefSeq names its product nicotinamide nucleotide transhydrogenase (gene NNT). Gene Ontology annotation, biological process: proton transmembrane transport; NADPH regeneration. Gene Ontology annotation, molecular function: NADP binding; oxidoreductase activity. Gene Ontology annotation, cellular component: mitochondrial inner membrane. The record is from RefSeq and is a predicted model, not a curated record. NCBI's taxonomy places the organism in Eukaryota, Metazoa, Chordata, Lepidosauria, Squamata, Lacertidae.